CGCAGACCGCCAGCGACAUCCCCACCUCCUUCAUCAAUCAUUCUCCUCUCUCGAUCUUUCCCCUUUGCUUCAGCGUAUGCUUCUAUAUUAUAGUUCGUAAAUGGCCUCAAAUAUUCCUGUUCGUAGGCCGGUCAGGACCGUCCGCACUGUCGUCAAAGAUAUCGAGAAUGCCACCGCUCGCGCUUCUAGGAUAGCAACGCGCUCUAAAACCAUUUCCAUUGCAGGCAAGGACGAUGGUAGUGUGGUGGCACCAUCCAGCAAGACCAAGGUAGCCGACUCGAUGGCGGAGAAGGCAGGUGUAGGGAAGAGGAAGCGCGGGGUCUUGGCUGAGGUAUCCGGACCAAAUGGACCGAAAACGAUAACGAUGAGGGAGAAAGAGAAGGAGGGGGCCAAGCUCAAUGAUUCCAUCGCGAAGCCAGUUCUGAAACCAGCGCGGCAGCCAUUACGAACGACAGUAGGCGCUCGCGUUGCACCAGUGGUGAACAAGGAGACAGCUACUCGACGUAAGUUCACGGUGGCCAGCACAAAUAAAGAAGUCUUAGGACAUCGUCGUGCAAUCUCGCACUCUUCAGCUAAAGGCAACAAACUUGUGACCGUCGCUUCAACUUCACAACAUCUCGACGCCGUUGACGAAGAAGCACCACGUGUGUUCAAGCGACGUUACACCACACCAAAAGGAUCACCGCCACCUUCACCCCGCGUAGCGCUUCCCCCUGUAGAAGUCGAAGCCGAAGUGGAGACUCAGCAAACUAUUCAAGAUGAGUCGCAGGUGGAGGCAGAACGCGUCGCUGCUCAUCUUGAAGAACUUGCGGAAGAAGAUGAUGAUUGGGAUGAUCUUGACGCUGAAGAUCAUGACGACCCGCUAAUGGUUUCAGAGUACGUUGUUGAAGUGUGCCAGUAUAUGAAGGACGUCGAAGCCAAAACGUUGCCAGAUCCAACCUACAUGAGCCAGCAAGAGGAACUCGAUUGGAACAAACGAGCUAUUCUCCACGACUGGAUGUUGCAGGUCCACACCAUGUAUCGAUGCGUCCCCGAAACAUUUUUCCUCUAUGUCAACAUCUUCGACCGCUUUCUGUCCCUUCGUCCAAUGGUGUCUAUCUCACGGCUGCAGCUCGUUGGAAUAUCGUGUUUCUUUGUGGCCGCCAAAUUUGAGGAGAGUAUUGCGCCUAGUGUGGAAGACAUCGUCAGGCUUGCUGGAGACCAAUAUACGGUGUCAGAAAUGCUGAAGGCAGAACAAUAUGUUCUCAAAACGUUGAAUUGGGAUUUGAGCUACGCUGGACCGAUGACUUGGUUGCGCAGAGGAAGUAAGGCUGAUGAUUUGGAAAUCACUGCCCGGACUAUUGCUAAGUACUUGCUGGAAGUGGGCUGCAUAGAAUGGCGUCUCGUGGCGACACCGGCUUCACUCCUAGCUGCGGCUGCUCUGUGGUUGGCACGCCUUGCUCUUGGUCGAGAAGAAUGGACACCAAAUUUAGCGCAUUAUUCGACAUUCAAAGAGAGCGAACUUCUGCCUACCGCCAACAUCUUGCUCAACCAUUUGCUACGUCCGGAAGCUAGGCAGUCUGCGACACUUGUCAAGAAAUACUCGUCCAAGAAGUUUGCAAAGGCCAGUCUAACCAUGCGUAGAUGGGUGCUGAGCCAUUGGCCUGAAGGAAGCCGAGUUGACCUUCCUGCCGUGUUGCCCCCAUUAAAAGCAGCGAUCCAGGAACAAAGAAUCGCGGAGACAAUCCGAAAGGCUGAAGAGGAAGAGUUCAACGAUAGCGAUUAAUAGCGGGAAGCAGUGCGCAUCACUCCUCAUUUUUCCAAACUCAGGGGACAUUCCACGGAUUCAUUGUCACCAAUCGUCAUCUCUCAAAGUUAUUUGUAUUAUUUUUUUGUUUUCUAGCCCAAUAAUUUAUUUUCUUUUGGACUUCGGC
Guyanagaster necrorhizus is the source of this 1913-nucleotide messenger RNA. RefSeq names its product A/B/D/E cyclin. The record is from RefSeq and is a predicted model, not a curated record. The transcript has 5 exons. Lineage: Eukaryota; Fungi; Basidiomycota; Agaricomycetes; Agaricales; Physalacriaceae. Bases 101 to 1765 code for a protein of 554 amino acids.